Messenger RNA from Abrus precatorius (Indian licorice), 1242 nucleotides. RefSeq names its product probable polygalacturonase At3g15720. Gene Ontology annotation, biological process: carbohydrate metabolic process. The coding region runs from base 1 to 1242 and encodes 413 amino acids. NCBI's taxonomy places the organism in Eukaryota, Viridiplantae, Streptophyta, Magnoliopsida, Fabales, Fabaceae. The record is from RefSeq and is a predicted model, not a curated record. The transcript is spliced from 10 exons. Gene Ontology annotation, molecular function: polygalacturonase activity.
AUGUUGCUCAAGAGUGCUACAAAGUUUGAUAUAAUGGAGUUUUUCUUCACUGUGUUAUUGAUUUUGGGUGUGCUUACACCCGCAUUGAGCAUGAGCAGCACAACAACUUUCGAUGUGUUACAAUAUGGAGCAGUUGGAGAUGGACAAACCAACGAUUCUCCGGCCUUUGUGAAGGCAUGGAAUGAUGUCUGUCAAAGCAAUUCACACAUAUCUCUGCUCAUCGUACCAGCAACAAAGACAUUCUUGCUGAAGCCUUUCACCUUCAAGGGUCCAUGCAAAUCUAAUUAUACCUACAUUCAGCUUUUAGGGAACAUUGUGGCACCUAAAACAAAAUCAGAAUAUUCUGGAUUUCACACAAACACAUGGCUUGGCUUCUCUUCCAUCAAUGGUUUAAUUAUCAGUGGAAGAGGGACGAUUGAUGGUCGAGGUUCUGCCUGGUGGCAACAACCUUGCAUAGAAAAUGCCCAGCCAGGGGCAAAAUGCCGUCCACCAACAGCAUUAACAUUCAAUAGAUGCUAUCGCUUCCAACUAAAAGGAUUUACAAGUAAUAAUCCCGCAAGAAGCCACAUAACUCUAACAAGCUGCAAGAAAGGCAUCAUCUCUAACCUCCAUUUAAUUGCUCCUGGAACAAGCCCUAAUACCGAUGGCAUUGAUAUUUCUGGCUCAAAAAGCAUUCAAGUGCUUAAUUCUACCAUUGCAACCGGUGAUGAUUGCAUUGCUAUUAGUGGUGGAUCCACCAUGAUCAAAAUAACCCGUAUAACAUGUGGUCCAGGUCAUGGUAUCAGCAUUGGAUCGUUGGGAACAGGUGGAGAUACCGAUAUUGUGGAGGACGUGCAAGUGAAGAAUUGUACUUUGACUGAAACAUUAACUGGAGUAAGAAUCAAGACAUGGCAGGGUGGAGCUGGAUUUGCAAGGAGGAUCUCGUUUGAAAAUAUUAGGUUUGUUCGAGCCAACAGCCCCAUAAUCAUUGACCAGUUUUAUUGCCCCAACAAAGUCGACUGCCAAAACAAGACUCGAGCAGUCAAGGUGAGCGAUGUAACAUACAAAGGAAUUGUUGGAACAUCAUUGACGGACAAGGCAAUCAAUUUAAGCUGCGACCAAAAUGUGGGAUGCUCCAACAUUGUGUUUGAUCAUGUUUAUAUAAACUCUGCAGUUCCAGGGCAGAAGGUUAUUUCCUAUUGUAAUAAUGCCCAUGGAACAGCCACACACACCAAACCAGUUAUGAACUGCUUGCUGAAGUAG